Molecule: messenger RNA, 198 nt
Organism: Schizophyllum commune H4-8
Lineage: Eukaryota; Fungi; Basidiomycota; Agaricomycetes; Agaricales; Schizophyllaceae
Product: helicase
Exons: 1
Coding region: 1-198 (65 amino acids)
Source: RefSeq, a predicted model, not a curated record
AUGACCAUCAACAAGUCGCAGGGCCAAUCCGUUCGCAGUGUUGGGGUCAAUCUCCGCCAGCCCGUAUUCACUCACGGCCAGUUAUAUGUUGCGCUGUCCCGCUGCACUUCCAGUGCGAAUGUUAAGGUGGUAGUGCGCGAUGUGGACAAGGAGACUCAUAAGACGCCGAAUGUAGUUUAUCCUGAGGCCAUUGUGUAG